AUGGCCCCGUGGCUGCAGCUCUGCUCUGUCUUCUUCACGGUCAACGCCUGCCUCAACGGUUCGCAGCUGGCCGUGGCCGCGGGCGGUUCCGGACGCGCUCGGGGCGCCGACACCUGCGGCUGGAGGGGAGUGGGGCCAGCCAGCAGGAGCAGUGGGCUGCACAACAUCACCUUCAGAUAUGACAACUGCACCACUUACUUGAACCUGGUGGGGAAACAUGUGAUUGCCGACGCCCAGAACAUCACCAUCAGUCAGUACGCUUGUCACGACCAGGUGGCUGUCACCAUUCUGUGGUCACCAGGAGCACUUGGCAUUGAAUUCCUAAAAGGAUUCCGAGUAAUACUGGAGGAGCUCAAGUCGGAAGGGAGACAGUGCCAACAACUGAUUCUAAAGGACCCGAAGCAGUUCAACAGCAGCUUCAAAAGAACCGGAAUGGAAUCUCAGCCUUUCCUGAAUAUGAAAUUUGAAACGGAUUACUUUGUAAAGAUUGUCCCUUUCCCUUCCAUUAAAAACGAAAGCAAUUACCACCCCUUCUUCUUCAGGACCCGCGCCUGUGACCUGUUGCUGCAGCCGGACAACCUGGCCUGCAAGCCGUUCUGGAAGCCUCGGAACCUGAACAUCACCCAGCACGGAUCGGACAUGCAGGUGUCCUUCGACCACGCACCUCACAACUUCGGCUUCCGCUUCUUCUACCUUCAUUACAAGCUUAAGCAUGAAGGACCCUUUAAGCGAAAGAUUUGUAGGCAGGAGCGAAAUACAGAUACAACAAGCUGCCUCCUUCAAAAUGUCUCCCCAGGGGAUUAUAUAAUUGAGCUGGUGGAUGAUACUAACACAACAAGGAAAGUGGUGCAUUAUGCUUUAAAGCCAGUGCACUCCCCGUGGGCAGGGCCCAUCCGAGCUGUCGCCAUCACUGUGCCACUGGUCGUCAUAUCAGCAUUUGCCACGCUCUUCACCGUGAUGUGUCGCAAGAAGCAACAAGAAAAUAUAUAUUCACAUUUAGAUGAAGAGAGCUCCGAAUCCUCCACGUAUGCUGCCGCACUGCCCAGAGAGAGGCUCCGGCCUCGGCCCAAAGUCUUCCUCUGCUAUUCCAGUAAGGAUGGCCAGAACCAUGUGAACGUCGUCCAGUGCUUUGCAUAUUUCCUGCAGGACUUCUGUGGCUGUGAGGUGACCCUGGACCUGUGGGAAGACUUCAGCCCGUGCCGAGAAGGGCAGCGGGAGUGGGUCAUCCAGAAGAUCCACGAGUCGCAGUUCAUCAUUGUGGUGUGCUCCAAAGGCAUGAAGUACUUUGUGGACAGGAAGCAGCACAAGCCCAAGGUGGGCGGCCGGGGCGCGGGCCAGGGGGACCUCUUCCUGGUGGCCGUGGCGGCCAUCGCGGAGAAGCUGCGCCAGGCCCAGCAGAGCGCCGCGGGGCUGCGCAAGUUCAUCGCCGUCUACUUCGACUACUCGUGCGAGGGCGACGUGCCGGGCGUGCUGGGCCUGAGCACCAAGUACAAGCUCAUGGACCACCUGCCCCAGCUCUGCUCCCACCUGCACCCCCCGGGGCCCGGGCCGCACCCCGCCGCCAGCCGCCGCAACUACUUCCGGAGCAAGUCGGGCCGCUCGCUCUACGUCGCCAUCUGCAACAUGCACCAGUUCCUGGACGAGGAGCCCGACUGGUUCGAGAGGCAGUGCGCACCGGCCCACCCGGCACCGCCGAGGCCCCGGGAGCCGCCACUGGAGAAGUUUGACUCGGGCUUGGUGUUGAACGACGUGGUGUGCAAGCCGGGGACCGACGGUGCUUCUGGGCUCAAGGCCGGGGCCCCUCUGCCAGGCUCGCGCGCAGGGAGCCAGCACCUCGGCCCGGACGAAGACCCCGAGGCCCGAGCGGCCCCCGACUGUGCCGUCCUGCGGCCCCUGCUGCACGCGGCCAAGGCUGCUGGGCCCUCAGACAUGCCCAGGGACUCAGGCAUCUACGACUCGUCCGUGCCCUCGUCCGAGCUGUCCCUGCCACUGAUGGAAGGGCUCUCGGCGGACCACACAGAAACCUCUUCGCUGACCGAGAGCGUGUCGUCGUCCUCCGGCCUGGGUGAGGAGGAGCCCCCGGCCCUUCCUGCCAAGCUCCUGGCUGCUCAGGCGUGCACAGCAGACCUCAGCUGCCACAGCUACACUGAUGAACUCCAUGCAGUCGCCCCUUUGUAA
Molecule: messenger RNA, 2178 nt
Organism: Elephantulus edwardii (Cape elephant shrew)
Lineage: Eukaryota; Metazoa; Chordata; Mammalia; Macroscelidea; Macroscelididae
Gene: IL17RD
Product: interleukin 17 receptor D
Exons: 13
Coding region: 1-2178 (725 amino acids)
Molecular function (GO): interleukin-17 receptor activity
Source: RefSeq, a predicted model, not a curated record